Molecule: messenger RNA, 2493 nt
Organism: Pelmatolapia mariae (spotted tilapia)
Lineage: Eukaryota; Metazoa; Chordata; Actinopteri; Cichliformes; Cichlidae
Gene: sst3b
Product: somatostatin receptor type 5
Exons: 3
Coding region: 139-1587 (482 amino acids)
Biological process (GO): neuropeptide signaling pathway
Cellular component (GO): neuron projection; plasma membrane
Molecular function (GO): neuropeptide binding; somatostatin receptor activity
Source: RefSeq, a predicted model, not a curated record
CGCUGUGCACGGCUCCGAGUGAGUCUGUUCUCAGCUGAAGUGCAGACCGGUGAAAAACAGUGAGCGGAUAGUUGGCUGCUGAUCUUCUACUGAUGUGAGCUUACCAACAACUGUUGCCUGAUAGUCGUUAACGCCUCGAUGGAGCUCAUCCAGUUUGCUUUGCUGCCUCAGGAAGUCCCUACAGCUACCUGGAGCAACACCUCUGCCCCCUCCUACUCUCAUUUCCUGCUCCUUUCUACUCCCUCCGAACCGCUUCACAGCUUCAACCAAGAUGACACUUCGUUUCUCCUUAACAGCUCCUGUCAAAAUUGCACCAAAAGUAAACCAGGAUCCCUCCCUGGCUUGGCUGGAAUCUUCAUCCCACUCAUUUAUGGCAUCGUUUGUGUCGUUGGCUUGGUGGGAAACACUCUGGUCAUCCAUGUUGUCGUCAACUACACAAAACACGAGUCAGUCACAAACAUCUACAUCCUCAAUCUAGCCAUUGCAGAUGAGCUUUUUAUGCUGGGCCUACCCUUCUUGGCGGUACAGAACGCUUUGCUCUCGUGGCCUUUCGGCUCUCUGAUGUGCCGAGUGGUUAUGACAGUGGAUGCCAUCAACCAGUUUACCAGCAUCUUUUGUCUAACUGUGAUGUCAGUGGACCGAUACCUGGCUGUGGUGCAUCCCAUCCGCUCUUCUUGGUGGCGGCGCCCCCACGUGGCUAAGGCUAUCAGUGGCACAGUCUGGGCGGGGUCCUUUGUGGUGGUGCUGCCGGUAGUGGUGUUCGCGGACGUGCUGAAGGAUGAUGGGAACUGCAGCAUCGUGUGGCCUGAACCAGCAGAAGUGUGGAAGACAUCGUUUAUUGUCUACACGUGCACUGUUGGAUUCUUCUGCCCCCUGCUGGUCAUCUGCUUGUGUUACCUGCUGAUCGUCAUCAAGGUAAGAAGUGUUGGAAAACGGGCACAGGCCACAUCCUCCAGACGCAAGAAGUCAGAGCGUAAAAUCACCCAGAUGGUAGUUGUUGUUGUGGUGGUGUUCAUCUUCUGCUGGCUGCCAUUCUAUGUUCUCAACAUUCUCAACCUCCUUGUGGUCCUGCCUGGAGACUUCAGGGGCCUCUACUUCUUUGUUGUUGUCCUUUCAUAUGCCAACAGCUGCGCCAACCCCAUACUCUACGGAUUUCUGUCUGACAACUUCAAGAGAGGCUUCAGGAAGGCGCUGUGCCGCACGUCGCGCAGAGUGAACAGCAACGACAGAACCGGCAUCGAGGCCCAGAGGCCCACGGAGGAGUGGGGCGGCAUUGUUCUCCGACAGCAAAUAAGUGAGGGAAUCACUCACGUGCAUGGGAAAGAAAGUAGUAGAAAUGAAGAAGAGGAGGAAAUAGUUGGAAUAGAAGGUGCUAUACAGAUGAGAGAAAUCUGUAAGACAUCACAGAAUGGAAACCAGAAUGGAGUAAAAGAGGGCUCAAGGACACAGGUCACGCAGAGGGGUACACGUGACCAGGGUGCAAGCUUAGAUCCUGCUGAGGGAGUGUCCUCUUUGGCCAGUAAGAGAAGUAGGUCACCUGAAGAAUUCCUGGACCAAAACUCUGUGCUUGAUAUCAGCUACCUGUAACAGAAAUUUGCCCAUUUUCAGUGGAUUUGGGUGCCUGCUGUAUUACAGUGUCUUUGAAGUUGGUUUUAAUACCAGUUUAUGGUAACAGUCUGGCAUCAUUAAUGCAAGUGUUUUGCCACAAAUUAAAAGGGUAACAACUUAAUCUAACCAUGAGAAACUAUAGCGGCAGGCACAAUGAAACCUGAAGGACACAACAAACACACAAAGAUGCCUGAAUGACCACUGUUUGUAAGUAUCGCUGUUAUUUUGAACCAUACUGUUACUUCUGAAACUUCUUGUGCUGAAAUGGCUAAUACACUAAAUGAAUCAUGCCCCAGUGGGAAACGACAUGACUAAUGACCCACUGUGGAAUGAAAAAAUGUCAGCUGUGUUUACUUUUACUGCGUUGGCUUUUGAGAGCAGCCCACAAAGAUAAUUAGCACUGUUUUCAGAAAACACGCCUCUCAGUCAGGCUUGUGUGCAACAUCAUUUUCAUCUGAAUUAGUGUACAUGCGUGGAGAUCAACCAAUUACUUUUCUUCUUUUUUAAGGUUAACUAAAACCAUGCUUUAGGUCGCAGCUUAAGAACAAGUGCAAUAAUAAAUAUAUCUCCAAAAGUUGAUUCUGUUCAUCCGGACAUAGCGUUUUGUGGGAGAAAUGUUUCGUCACUCAUCCAAGUGACUUCUUCAGUCUCAGCUGGCUGCAGGUUACCCUAAAUCUUAUAAACAGUACAUCUGCAUAAUGACUGAAACCAGCCCACUGAAGGAACAAUGGGCUGGGAGGUCAGUUCCUUAAUCAUAAUUAUGCAAAUUCUCAUGACCAUACUAUACUAUACUUGCUAGUGACCUAAAUAGAUAGACUGUUGUUAAAAAUCUCUACAUUAAUUGUGAUUUUUAUUCAACUUUGAAUGUUUAAUGAGUUUACUAAG